Ipomoea triloba (trilobed morning glory) is the source of this 1389-nucleotide messenger RNA. RefSeq lists its product as uncharacterized. Lineage: Eukaryota; Viridiplantae; Streptophyta; Magnoliopsida; Solanales; Convolvulaceae. The transcript has 3 exons. The coding region runs from base 339 to 971 and encodes 210 amino acids. The record is from RefSeq and is a predicted model, not a curated record.
GGUGCCCCUUGCCCCUGCCCCUCCGCUUAAGUUUCAGUUUGUUUUGAGCUUCAUCUGAAUGAAUUCGGGGGGAUUCAGACGCACAUGUAGCUCCUCUGUAUCUACGCUCUGUGUAUGUGUGACUGUACCGCACAUGCUAUAUAUCUUCAUCCACAAACUCACAUUGCAUAUCGUUGUUUUGUCGCCGCUCCGGUCAAGUGUCGCCGGAAUUUCUCAGAUCCGAUUCUUUGCUUGUCCCAUUGGACUGCCUUCUGCGGCAGUAAAGGGUCACGGGUAGUUUUAAAGCUAGGGGAGUUCCUGAAUACCAAAGUAUUUGGAUGCUGACUGGAUGAGAACUGAUGUUAUUGGCAGUAGAAGGAGGAGGUUUCUUCUCUUCUUCAGCUUCUGGGUAUAGCAAAGGCCUUGCCCUUCUUCUUUUGGGUCAGAAAAAUGAAGAAAAGCCCAUGAAAGUUUCGCCGUGGAACCAGUACCAGUUGGUGGACCAAGAAACUGAGUCUGAUCUUCAACUGGCUUCCUGCAAGAAUAGGCUUGUUUGCGGUUGCGCUUCCUUAGUCUGUUUUGGUGGUGCCGCCGAUGAACUUGAUAACCCAUCUCCCCUUAAGGUUGGUUCUACUCAGCACCAACAAGUCUCACAAUCAAUCUGUCCCCCUUCUGGGGAGGGAAAGGAUCAAAUUAAUCCUGAUAGUCUUGUGAAAGAUGGCAAUGCCUCUGUUGAGGGUGCCCUUAAAAGUAGCUUAAAGAAAGCUGCAAAUAGCAUAGCAGUUUCUGGUGAAAGUACUGAUGAAUAUGAGGCAAUAUGUGAAAAGAGUAAUGAUGUCUCUGGUCAUACUGAGAGAAAGAAAGUACAAUGGACAGAUACAUCUGGUGGUGAGCUUUUUGAGGUCCGGGAAUUUGAGCCUAGUGAUGAAGGAGAAUCAGAUGAUGAAUUUGAUAGCAGGAGCCAGAGGACUUGCUUGUGCAAGAUUAUGUAGUUUGACAAUGUUUGAGGUCGUAAAUGAGGUUCAGUCGCUUUGUUCCCUUGGAUAGGAAGGAAACUUGGCAGGCAUUUGAACUGAGAAGCCUCUGAGUCGUCGUUUGUUGGUUCCCUCCGGCGGGAUCCGAGGAUGCAAGAGACAAGUUUUAUAAUCCGUACAAUGAUAAUCUCUUCCCAUUCAUUCUUUUUUGCUGACCGAUCAAUUGUGUCUGCCUGUCUCUGUCUGUAUUGAGUUGCUUGAAUAUCAUUUUGUGCUACUGCUCAUUUCCUUGUCUUUAUUAUAUAUAUCCUGUUUAUAUAAUUUAUUUCAAAAGCCACACCCUUCUUUUCUUUCAUGGUCAGACUCAGAGGAUGAACCAUUUUGUUUUUUAAAUACAGAAUAUUAUAAUGAUUGAGGAUAUUUAAUUCUGAGGGAA